This is a messenger RNA of Necator americanus (New World hookworm), 2202 nucleotides long. RefSeq lists its product as uncharacterized. The transcript has 20 exons. Gene Ontology annotation, molecular function: single-stranded DNA helicase activity; ATP binding; ATP hydrolysis activity. NCBI's taxonomy places the organism in Eukaryota, Metazoa, Nematoda, Chromadorea, Rhabditida, Ancylostomatidae. Gene Ontology annotation, biological process: DNA replication; DNA replication initiation; DNA strand elongation involved in DNA replication. The record is from RefSeq and is a predicted model, not a curated record. Bases 1 to 2202 code for a protein of 733 amino acids. Gene Ontology annotation, cellular component: MCM complex; nucleus.
AUGGCACUCAACAAGGAAGAGAUGGACUACGACAAGCACAAAACUCUCAUAAGAGAAUUCAUAGACACAUAUUACGGUGUCGAUGAGAGCGGAGCAAAGGUGUUCUAUUACCGAGAAGAUGUCCAACGAAUCGCUGAGCGUGAACAAGUUGCACUUUACGUUAAUCUCGAUGAUAUCAAUCGUUUCGAUGAAUCUCUGGCUGCUUUGAUAGAGGGAAACGCACGAAGGUUCCACCAGAUUUUCAAUGAAGUUAUUGAUGAAAUGGUGCACGAGAUACUAGGAGAUCGUCAGCCUCCCGUUCGUGACGCUCUGGAUGCUUUCAUUUUCCAACGGGUUUACAUGGAUGAUCAAUCGAAAAUCUCCGAAGGAUACCUCGGAGGAACAAUUCAAGAAACUCGCAAGAAAUAUCCUCCACAGUUGUUAAGGCGUUUCGAAGUAGUCUUCAAAAAUCGUGACGCUGCAAAACCACUUGCAGUUCGUGAUAUCAAGGCGAACUGUGUCGGUAAACUUGUCACCGUUAGUGGAAUCGUGAUCCGCGCUACAGAAGUGAAACCUAUCGUUGAAGUAAUGACCUACGCUUGUGACACUUGUGGAGCUGAAGUCUACCAACCAGUGAAUGGACCAUCUUUCAUGCCAGCUGUAAAUUGUCCUAGUAAGGAGUGUGUAGAGUCGAAGGCGAAUGGACGUCUCCACAUGCAAGUACGAGGCUCGAAAUUCGGCAAAUUCCAAGAGAUCAAGAUUCAAGAGACGAGUGAUCAAGUACCCGUGGGCUCAAUUCCUCGCACUCUUACUGUAAAUGUAUAUGGAGAAGCUACUCGUCAAUGCAACCCAGGAGAUCAUGUUCGCAUCUCCGGAGUACUAAUUCCUCUUAUGAGAACCGGAUUCCGACAAGGUGGAGGCGGACUUGUCGCGGAAACUUUCUUGGAAGCACAUUUCGUCGAAAAUGUACACAGCACAGCUGAUGAAAAAGACGUUGAUGAGGAGUUGACGGAAGAGGAAGUGGAGGUUCUCGCGCAGGACAAUCUGUACGACUUGUUGGCAUACUCCAUAGCUCCAGAAAUCUAUGGGUUGACCGAUGUGAAGAAGAGCUUGCUGCUAGCCCUUGUUGGAGGCGUAGACAAGAAUGCCAGUGGCAUGAAGAUAAGAGGAUGUCUCAAUAUCUUGCUCAUGGGAGAUCCUGGAGUUGCCAAAUCCCAGUUACUGUCAUACGUGAACCGUCUUGCCCCUCGAUCUCAGUAUACCACUGGUCGCGGAUCCUCCGGUGUUGGUUUGACGGCGGCUGUUGUCAAGGACCCGCUCACAGGUGAAAUGACCCUUGAAGGAGGUGCAUUGGUUCUCGCUGACCGCGGAAUAUGCUGCAUUGAUGAGUUUGACAAGAUGAUGGAAAGUGACCGAACAUCCAUCCACGAGGUCAUGGAACAACAGACGAUAUCCAUUGCGAAGGCAGGGAUUAUGACAACGCUCAAUGCUCGUGUAGCCAUAGUAGCUGCUGCUAAUCCCGCAUUUGGGAGAUACAACCCCAAGAGAAGCAUCGAACAGAACAUUGAUCUUCCUGCAGCACUCCUUUCAAGGUUCGAUCUUCUCUGGUUGAUACAAGACAAGCCAGACCGCGAUGCUGACAAGCGCCUUGCUUCACACAUCACCUAUGUACAUAUGAAUUCGAAACAGCCUGAAAUCGAUGGAAUGAAGCCGAUCGACAUGCGACUGAUAAGACGCCUCAUCGAAGUAGCUCAGCGAAAACAGCCCGUUGUAGGAGAUGCUCUUAGGGAAAGGCUCGUUGAAAUGUAUGUUGAUAUGCGCCGCGUUGCUCGUGAGAGUGACGACUCUACCUUCACAUCACCUCGUCUUCUGCUUUCUGUGAUUAGAAUGUCAACUGCAUUGGCUCGUUUACGCCUCUCAAAUGUUGUUCUCGCAGAUGACAUUGAAGAAGCGAUCCGCUUGAUGCAAGCCAGCAAGGACUCUUUACGCCCAGAAAUGUUGCAACAGGAAAUUCGCCAGUCCCCUAUCGACAGAGCUUUCGCUGUUCUAAGAGACCUCAAUUCGUCAGCAGGUGACUCUGUGAUUGCACUGCAGACAGCUGUGGAAGCCUGUGCUCGCAAAGGUAUCAGCGAGGAGGCACUCCGAGAUGCCAUUACGGUCCAUCAAGCAAACGGUGUUAUCAUGGUCGAUUCACAACAAAGGAUCCGUUUUGUCAUGAACUGA